GCGACCCACCCCCUCGGAUGCAUUGUCGGCUUUCAUAGACGCUCGCUAACAGCACUUGCGCCAACAUUCUGUAAAGGCUACACGGGGGAUCUUUGUCCUUAUCUGUGCCUGUGCGGCGCACACUGUGGGGGGAGCGGCGGCGCAGCGGUUUGCGCGCUGCGUUACAACCCCGGUGACCCGGCUGUGGCUCGGCAUUGGUGGCGAGCGAUGUCCGAACCGGUUAACCACGGGCCUCUCCCCUUGGCCCAUCGCAAGACCGUGAGCGGCGGUGAUGGCUUGGGGGCGGGGGGUCGGGGGACAGGGUGCUGGGGGGAGUUGUGGAUAACGCCUAAUGAUGAUGACGACGACGACUUGCACAUGCAUCUGUAGAUCUGUGUGUAAUCUCACGUGCGUGCGUGCGUGGGUUCCGGUGCGGAGCAGCGGAGCAGAUGAGCGCGGUGCCGCCGGUGCCCCCGCGCCAGCCGCAGGCGGCACAGGGGCGGCCCCAGCGCUACUUCCGCAUCCUCUUCAUCCGCCCGGCCGACCAGUACAAGGACCCGAACAACAAGAAGAAGGGCUGGUGGUACGCGCACUUCGACGGCCAGUGGAUCGCCAGGCAGAUGGAGCUUCACCCCGACAAGCCGCCCAUCCUGCUCGUCGCCGGCAAGGACGACAUGGAGAUGUGCGAGCUGAGCCUCGAGGAGACGGGGCUGACGCGCAAGCAGGGCGCCGAGAUCCUCCCGCGCGGCUUCGACGACGUGUGGGAGCAGUGGGGCGGCGUGGAGUACCUGCGGCGCGCCGUCGAGAACAAGCAGGCCCGCCCCACCUACGCCACCGCCACGCUGCAGGCCAAGCGAUCCUAGCCUAGCGCUCACGGCCACCCAGUAGACUCCCUCCCGCAACCCCCGGCCCACACGCUCGGGCCUCCUCUUAGCCUAGUCUAACCCGGACCUUUGUUAGCCCGGUUCGGCCUACUCUGUUACAGUCUAGCCCGGACCAGGCCAACGCAGUUUAGUUCCAGCCCGCUCGCCCUAGCUCACACGCCCGAGCAUCGGGGCCUUCCUGAGCCGGACCUGGCUCGGCCUGCUCUGCACCGCUCUGGCCCGCACCAGGCUAACUCAGUUUAAAUUAAGCACAAGUGGACAUAUUGCCGCAGUCCGUCUGUCCCGCGAGGGUCACCCGGUAGCGUCUGCUGCAUCGUCAUCCAGCGUGGUCGCCUGCUCUAGCCCACCUGCACCCGCCGCGUUGGUCUGGGCCAGGCUGCCGCAACACUCGCACACAGCCCACGGAAAUGCUGUGCGUGCUGCCCGCUUGAUCGGCCCUUUCACACGAGUGGUACAGCUCCCACCCGGCCUUCGUCCCCAGUGUGUGUAGGUUAGAGCUGUUCCAUUUGUUCCUGGUAACGGGGGGGGGGGGGGGGGGGGGACGGGUGGAGGUGGGGAGGGUUGGUGAUGUUAGUUUUUUUGCUCGCCCCGUCGAAGGCGGGGGCCAGCUGUUGCUGCUUAGCUGCAUGUGGUGGGAGUUUGUAAUUGCCGCGGUGGGAGUUUGUAAUUGCCGCACUUUGCGUUACUACCCCGGGAUAAUGUUAACGCUCGUGUACGGACUUCGAUGAGGCGUUUGUCGUAGUGAAUUGCCUUGUGGUGCCGUGGUGCUGUUCGUAAUACCUCUCUCGAACACAGCAGCAGCAGCAGCUGAUGAUGAUGAUGAUCACAGUGAAUGUCACCGAGUUAAACAAAUAACUGAUACUGUCACACUACGACGCACUCUCUCAAGCAUUUCUCCAGAAGCGUGUCACAUUCCCGGGUUCUGAUUGGUUGGAGUUUCUGUCUUGAAUCCUGAUUGGUUGAUUGUCAUGCCUUAAGUUGAUUUUGUUUUCACAUAUUAAUCUCUGAUUGGUCGGUUCUGACACCUUAUUCCUGAUUGGUUGGUUCUGAGCACUGUCAAUUUGUAUUGGUUGGUUCUUGUGUUGCGCCUCUGGUUGAAUGUUUGGCCCCUUGAACCCUCAUUGGCUGGGUUUUGGGCUCUCGGAAAUUGACGGCGCGAUCGAGUUGCUUUCUCGUCCUGAUAUCUAAUUGGUUGAAUGUCGUAUUUAAUAUCGAUUGCGUACCACCCUUGGCUCCGAUUGGUCAGUUGUUCUCACAUCAGCUGGUCUGACCGGGCCAGGUUGCAAACGUCACUGAGCUGCUUCCCACCCCGAGCUCCCGAUUGGUUGCUCGGUCACGCUUCUCGCCUCCGAUUGGCAGCCUCUCACGCGGCCACGAAGUCGCACACUGUCGCAUCCGUAGUCCGAACUCGUCUCGCAACUUGAACAAUAAAAUUAAUAGUAAUAUAAAACCUCAA
Molecule: messenger RNA, 2319 nt
Organism: Lethenteron reissneri (Far Eastern brook lamprey)
Lineage: Eukaryota; Metazoa; Chordata; Hyperoartia; Petromyzontiformes; Petromyzontidae
Product: unconventional myosin-VI-like
Source: RefSeq, a predicted model, not a curated record